GCGACGCGGCGGGGCUGCCCUGUGAGUCGCCGUUUGAAUGGGACAUUGCAUUCCGAUUUGCUUCCGCAACGGUUAGGAGUUUUCAGGGAAGCCAAACAGCGGGCGUCGGUGGCGGCGCCGGCGACGAUGGCGUCCGACGGCUGCGAGCAGCGCUACAUGACGUGCCCCGAGUAUGGCGACCGCGUGCCGAUCGCCGAGGACGUGUCGCGCAGCCUCGAGCCGGGCGCCUUCCUCGACUCGAUGCUGGUGACGGCCGAUCAGGACGAGUACUGCGCCCUGCUCGCCGCCGACCCGUGCACGGCGCGCGCCAACUCCGACCUGCUGCUCGAGAGCGGCCGCUCAGGCGACUCGGAGGAGCUGGACGGUCGACUGAACCUGAACGGGCUCCAGCUGGAGACGGCCUCGGUUCAGUCCAGCGUGACCGAGUCCGACGAGGGCACUGAUCUGGAGAAGCUCCGGACCGAAGACAUCACAUCCACACCAGAGUGGAGAAACCAGCAGAAACACAUCUUUGUGCUCAGUGAAUCUGGGAAACCCAUUUUCUCAAGACACGGCAGUGAGGAGCAGCUGGUGACGCUGUCAGGCGUGAUGCAGGCGCUCGUCUCGUUCGUCCAGGACGCGGGCGACUCGUUACGCGCGCUGCGCACCGGCGACCGUACGAUUGUCUUCCUCAGCCGGCCGCCACUCAUACUCGUGGCCGUGUCGCGCGGCCCGGAGAACGUGGCCCAGCUCACCGUACAGCUGUCACACAUGUACUGCCAGAUCCUGUCGGUGGUGACCCAGUCGCAGCUGACGAGGAUAAGCGAGCAGCGGCGCAACUUUGACUUCCGCAAGCUGGUGUCUGGCGCCGAGCGCUUCUUGGACCAGCUGAUCGAGGCGGUGGACGCGCGCGCCGUCUACCUGCUGCACGCGGUGCAAUGCCUCCGGCUGGAGCCCGGCCCGCGCGACGCAGUCAUCACCGCCAUACAGAGCGUCUGCGCCAAGAUCAAGGAUCUGGUGUUCGCGCUCCUCAUCUCGGGCGACCGCCUGAUCGGCCUGGUGCGCAUCCGUUCCCACUACCUCCAUCCCACCGACUACCACAUCGUCUGCAAUAUCGUCUCAUCCACCGAGUCGUUCAGGACGGUCGAGGGGUGGAUCCCCAUCUGUCUGCCCAAGUUUGACUCCAGCGGGUUUAUGUACGCGUACGUGUGUUACAUAUCGGACGACUGCCCGGCCUGCCUGGUACUGCUGACCGCCGACCGUGAGAGCUUUCACGCCCUCUCGCGGGCCAAGACGAAAAUAGCCGAGAAAAUGCAGCAGUGCGGUGCCGCGCAACAGAUAGCUAUCUCCAUAGCUAGCGGCGACUACUCCGUCCAAGAGACAGGCGUGCUGGACAUGCGCCACUUCAUGUACAAGUGCAAGUCGACAGCGCAGAGCACGUGUCCGGCGCCGAGCGCCGUGUACGCGUCGGCGGCCGGCCGCCGCCGACUGUACGCGCUCUAUCACAUCGUGCACGGCCGCAUCCACGCGGCGGCGCGGCCGCUCAAGACGUACUACUUCGCCGGCAGCCGAGAGGUGGUGGUCGGAUGGGUGAGCCCUGGCUUUGAACUGUACGCCGUGUUCGAGCCACACGUCACGCAACAGACGUCCAUCUCCGAGAUGAACCGGCUGCUGCGCUGGAUCAAAGACCACGAGCGACAAAUCUUCAUUCUCGGCUCGCCCGUCUUCUAGGGCGGCCGGCCGAGACCGUUAGGGAACCGCCGGAGUGGCAGGGCGGAAUUGCUGGAGUGGUCACACGGAACGGCCGGAGUGGAUGGAGGGAACCGCUGGAGUGGCCGGGCGGAACUGCCGGAGUGGCGGGACGGAAUCGCUGGAGUGGUCACACGGAACGGCCGGAGUGGAUGGAGGGAACCGCUGGAGUGGCUGGGCGGAACUGCCGGUGUGGCUGGACGGAUCCUUCAGAGUGCCCGGGUGAAACCGUCGGAGUGGCUAGGCGGAACCGCUGGAGUGGCUGGACGGAACCGCGGUAGUGGCUGGACAGAACCGCGGGAGUGGCCGGGCGGAACCGCCGGAGUGGCGCUGGACGGAACCGUCAGAGUGAUCGGGUGAAACCGUCGAAGUGGCUAGGCGGAACCGCUAGAGUGGCUGGACGGAACCGCGGCAGUGGCUGGGCGGGACGGUCAGAUUGGCCGGGUGAAACCGUCGAAGUGGCUAGGCGGAACCGCCGGAGUGGCUGGGCUGAGCCGUCACGACGUCGGUUCGGCCCGUUUGUGCGGUAGGCCGGACCCGCUGAGUCGGCUGUAUGGUAUUGCCGGUGUUUCUGUGCUGCAGUGGCGCUCCGGUCUGCGUCACCGAUGGAACCCUCCGAUGCAGUGUGGGGCCGGCGGCCGGGCUGGUGCGCGCGCCGGUGACCGGGCGGGGGCGUCUCUGCCGAUGAUGUGCAGGAGCGCCCUCCCGCCGACUCUAAGCAUUCGCUGAGACUGUGAUCAAGCCACGCCGGGCCGAUAGGUGUUUGUUGUUAUGGCAGCAAGUCAUUCAGGGAGAGUGGAAUGCGGAAGAAUGAGAGGGAGAGGGAAAACGCGAGAGUAAGAGUAAGAUCGAGUGAAUACGCGAGCGAGGUAGUGAAUGGCGUGACUGAGAGUUAGAUUGAGUGAAUACGGUUGGAAGGCAAUGAAUGGUGCCAACUUUCCGCGUGCCAUCGUGCUUGAGUAAACGAGGGAGGCAAUAAGGAAGGCUAGUUUUGUCACCUGGGGGAUAUGAGUGGUAGGGGCAAUGGAGAACGAUUCAGUGAGAGAGAGGAGACGGUGUAAUAUUAAUGAAGCAGGUCAGGACUAGAUAUGGAUGGAGAUAUGAGAUGCCUGGUUGCAGAGCGUCCCUGCAGACUCUAUUCCUGCCCUCGUGUUUUAUCGAGCUGAACAAACUGCGUGCUAGUGCGAAGGGGCGUUGCAUUCCAGUGACUAUUCGCCGUGUGUUUAUCGGAGCGAUGCCGUCGUUACAACUGUCAUGUCAGUCAUGCUUUGC
Messenger RNA from Pollicipes pollicipes, 3000 nucleotides. Its product is annotated as vacuolar fusion protein MON1 homolog A. Lineage: Eukaryota; Metazoa; Arthropoda; Thecostraca; Pollicipedomorpha; Pollicipedidae. The transcript is spliced from 10 exons. The record is from RefSeq and is a predicted model, not a curated record. Gene Ontology annotation, biological process: vesicle-mediated transport; protein targeting to vacuole. Gene Ontology annotation, cellular component: Mon1-Ccz1 complex. Bases 127 to 1710 code for a protein of 527 amino acids.